CUUCAUACCGCUUGCCUAGCAGUUUUGUGCUAGGCACAUUAACUUGUGCAAUUCCCACUACAGCCCUGUGCCAUGGACACUGUUGCCAUGUUACUACUCCUUGUACAAACAAAAAAUAAAAUGGAGGCAGAGGGAGGGUGAUGGAGCAAAGUUGGGCUUCACAGUCCAUUGCUCUCAGCCCUGCUCACAAAGGAGGAAUUGAACCACGUAGAAUGCCUGCCCAAGCCUGCUUUCUUCUCACUGACCCAGAAACAAGCCAUUGAACCUUCCCUCCCAAGUCUGGAUCCCACUCGUUCUUUGAAGGUCUUUAAAGUAAACUGAUAAAUCGCCUAGGUCCCUCAGUUUUUUGUGCCCAAUGAGCAGCCACAACUCAAAGCGAGCAGUGGGCGGGGCUGGCGGAGGGGCGGGGACACACCUGCUGUGCCUCUAGUUGCUGCUUGAAAUAAGCGGUCCCAUGAAGAACCAUGAGCUGGACUUGUCCGCGUUGCCAGCAACCCGUUUACUUCGCUGAGAAAGUGAGCUCCUUAGGCAAGAACUGGCACCCUUUCUGCCUGAAAUGCGAGCGCUGCCACAGCAUCUUGUCCCCUGGCGGGCAUGCAGAGCACAACGGGAGGCCAUACUGCCACAAGCCUUGCUAUGGGGCUCUCUUUGGACCUAGAGGGGUCAACAUUGGUGGUGUGGGCUGCUAUCUCUACAAUCUCCCAACUCCUCCCACUGCCAGGAGAAUUUCCCUCAGCCCCAGCAACUUUAGCCCCCCCAGGCCAAGGACUGGCCUCCCCCAGGCUAAGAAAAGACCUCCCUACACCAAGACGUUCACUGGGGAGACCUCACUGUGCCCUGGAUGUGGGGAUCCUGUCUAUUUUGCUGAGACGGUGAUGUCUUUGGGCAGAAAUUGGCACCGACCCUGUCUGAGGUGCCAGCGCUGCAGGAAGACCCUGGCUGCUGGAAGUCACGCGGAGCAUGAUGGCACCCCUUACUGCCACAUCCCCUGCUAUGGAUACCUGUUUGGCCCCAGAGGUGUGAACAUUGGCAAUGUGGGCUGCUACAUCUAUGACCCGGUGGACAGAAGAUCCAAAUGAGCCAUCCUCGGGAGUGAUCACCCUAGCUCAGGCUUCCCGCCAUCUCUUCCAUGGCCCUGGAAGCUCUGGAAUUCUCUACUCCUUUGGGGAAGGAGAAGGUGAAAUCCUGGGGGCUUGGGCUUCAGCUCUGCAGUAGACCUGAGUCUAGACUUUCUUUGCCAAUUCUUUGCUUUCCCAUUCCUAUCUGGAUGGCCUCCCCGCACCCUCCCACU
Acomys russatus (golden spiny mouse) is the source of this 1291-nucleotide messenger RNA. RefSeq names its product cysteine rich protein 3 (gene Crip3). NCBI's taxonomy places the organism in Eukaryota, Metazoa, Chordata, Mammalia, Rodentia, Muridae. Bases 465 to 1079 code for a protein of 204 amino acids. The record is from RefSeq and is a predicted model, not a curated record. The transcript is spliced from 8 exons.